Molecule: messenger RNA, 960 nt
Organism: Ailuropoda melanoleuca (giant panda)
Lineage: Eukaryota; Metazoa; Chordata; Mammalia; Carnivora; Ursidae
Product: heterogeneous nuclear ribonucleoprotein A3-like
Exons: 1
Coding region: 1-960 (319 amino acids)
Biological process (GO): mRNA splicing, via spliceosome
Cellular component (GO): catalytic step 2 spliceosome
Molecular function (GO): mRNA 3'-UTR binding
Source: RefSeq, a predicted model, not a curated record
AUGGGUCGUGGGAACUUUGGAGGCAGCAGUGGAAGUUACAACAGAGGUGGAAGUUUUGGCAGUAGAGGAGGCUAUGGCAGCGGAGGUGGUGGCAGCAGUAGAGGAAGCUUUGGGAGCGGCGAUGGAUAUAAUGGUUUUGGUGAUGGUGGAAACUAUGGUGGUAGCCCUGGGUAUGGUAGCCGAGGUGGUUAUGGUGGUAGCCCAAGCUAUGGAAAUCCAGGUGGCGGAUAUAGCGGAGGAGGUGGAGGCUAUGAUGGUUAUAAUGAAGGAGGAAGCUUNAAAAUUGAAACCAUAGAAGUAAUGGAAGACAGGCAGAGUGGAAAGAAAAGAGGUUUUGCCUUUGUGACAUUCGAUGAUCAUGAUACAGUAGACAAAAUUGUUGUUCAGAAAUACCACACUAUAAAUGGGCAUAACUGUGAAGUGAAGAAAGCUCUCUCCAAGCAAGAAAUGCAGACUGCAACUGCACAAAGAAGUCGUGGGAGUAGUUCAAGCAACUUCAUGGGUCGUGGGAACUUUGGAGGCAGCAGUGGAAGUUACAACAGAGGUGGAAGUUUUGGCAGUAGAGGAGGCUAUGGCAGCGGAGGUGGUGGCAGCAGUAGAGGAAGCUUUGGGAGCGGCGAUGGAUAUAAUGGUUUUGGUGAUGGUGGAAACUAUGGUGGUAGCCCUGGGUAUGGUAGCCGAGGUGGUUAUGGUGGUAGCCCAAGCUAUGGAAAUCCAGGUGGCGGAUAUAGCGGAGGAGGUGGAGGCUAUGAUGGUUAUAAUGAAGGAGGAAGCUUUGGAGGCAACUACGGUGGUAGUGGAAGCUACAACGAUUUUGGCAACUACAGCGGACAGCAGGCCUCAAGUUACGGACCCAUGAAAGGAAGUGGCAGUUUCAGUGGCAGAAGUUCGGGCAGUCCCUAUGGUGGUGGCUAUGGAUCGGGAGGAGGCAGUGGCGGCUAUGGUGGAAGAAGAUUCUAG